AUGGUGAUCGCGAUCACCAAGUAUUUCGACUGGCCACUGGACCAACUCGAUGUGGUGACAGCCUUUCUCUACGGAGUGAUGAAGGAGAAGGUGUACUGCGUGACACCAGAAGGCGUCGAGAUGGAUGGCGACUUCGACUGUCUCGAGUUGGUGAAGGCGAUCUACGGUCUCAAGCAAGCUUCACGUGUGUGGAACGAGACUUUCGACGAGUUCGUAUGCUUUAUCGGUUUCGAAGUGUCGGCGUUCGACCCAUGUCUCUACAUCAAGAUUGUCGACGGUCACUGUGUGCUCGUGCUGGUCUACGUGGAUGACGUGUUGGUCACCGGCAGCUCACUCGAGUCGAUUGCGCAGACGAAGGCCGACCUCAAGACGCGUUUCGAGAUGACCGACAGUGGCAAGUGUACUUUUGUACUGGGCAUCGAAGUGGUGGACGAAUCGGAUGGCAGCGUGACGAUGUGCCAGCGACGGUAUGUCAACGACAUCCUCGAGCGCUUCGGCAUGGAUGAGUGCAAGGCCACAGCAAGUCCGGUCGACUUGAGCACUCGGCUUGUCGCAAGCAGCGAAGCGGCCAAGAUCGACGUUCCGUUUCUUGAAGCUGUGGGAGCUUUGAUGCAUUUGAUGACUGCAACGCGCCCAGAUAUCGCGUAUGCUGUGGGGUACGUCUCGCGCUUCAUGGAGAAUCCGCAGCAAGAACAUUGGACGGCGGUGAAGCGCAUCUUUCGUUACUUGCAAGGGACCAAGUCGCACGGACUCCGCUUCCAGCCAAGCGACAAGAUCGACUUUCGCGGAUAUUCUGAUGCGAACUGGGCCGGCGACUAUGCUGAUCGCAAAUCAACUUCGGGUUACGCGUUCGUACUUCUCGCGGAAUACAUCGCGCUAAGUCUGGCCAUACAGGAAGGCAAGUGGGUGCAUCGCCUGCUAUGCGAGAUUUUGGCGGCUGCAAACGAACCAGGACCGGACCUCGUCAUCCGUGAAGACAACCAGUCGUGCAUCAAGAUGACGAAGAAUCCGGUGAAUCAUGGCCGCGCUAAGCACAUUGAUAUCAAGUACCAUCACAUCCGUGAUGAGGUCAAGCGCGGUGAAGUAAAGCUCAAGUACUGUGAAACUGCGGUGAUGUUAGCGGACAUCAUGACGAAGGGACUUCAUGGACCACGCCACAAGGAGAUGACGACGGCUCUCGGGAUUCGUGAGCAUUCGGAUUGA
This is a messenger RNA of Peronospora matthiolae, 1203 nucleotides long. The record is from the annotation of a GenBank genome assembly. NCBI's taxonomy places the organism in Eukaryota, Oomycota, Peronosporomycetes, Peronosporales, Peronosporaceae.